AUGCAGUUUUGGUUGAUCUGCUUGAUAAUGUUUGAUGGAUACACAGCCAAUCAAGGCCAAUCCAUACAUGAAUACAUGAAACAAAUCCAGAAGCUGGACGAUGCAGCGUGCAGAAAACGUUUCGAAGUCACACUUCUGCGUGACAACGUGAGAACUCUACAACACUGCAGCGGUAACGAGAGAAUUUCUGUAGGGCCUAGAACAACGGAACAAAAUUUUGUUAAACAGCAAAAUUUGUUCCGUUUCUCCUCAAAGAAUGCUAAAAUGCUAGUGGCGGGUACCGAAAAGACAGCUUGCUACCACGAGGGAAUUGAGCGGCUAAUAGUUUUGAAUCUGAAUGGGAUGUCAGGUGAGGAUGACUGGCUAGUACAGGCAGCCGCUCGCGAAGCUGGCAUGCUUCAUCCGGCGCCUGACUCGUUUGAGGACUCGGAUCGGUUCGAGGGUGAUUCCGAGUGUUCAUGGGUCUCGAGUGAAAGUUUAACAUUAGCAAAAAAUUGGCGUGGAUGGUCGCAAUCAUCGCCAGGAGACACCAUUCAAUCGGGGAUAUCGACGUGUAUUUAUCCAUACCAAAGCAGCUAUUCCCACUCCGGUCGUUAUUCAUCGUCAUCGAACCCUGUAUCUCAACGCAAUGUACAGGUUGAAAAAGGAAAAACCGUCUCCUCACUUGCUGACCUCUCGGCUCGCGUAUGUGCUCGUCAAAUGUCCUUUGUUGACUUGGAGCGAAAUUACCGUGACAUUUGUCAGAAUAGACAACACGUUGGUGUGAGCAAAGUUCCCAUUUCGCAUUCGUUGCCGGAUAAGUUAUUUCUAAGUGUUGUUUACUGGUGUUUUCCGGCGACAGCUGAUGAUAUUCGAUUGUACAGUUGUUUGGCAAAUGGGAACGCUGACGAGUUCAAUAACGGUGAUAGUCUUUAUCAAACAGGAGCCGUUAGGGAUGUUGUACAAAUAGGAUAUUUGCUAUCUGCGGUAGUUUGUGCAACACAUCAGGACUGCGUUCAAUCUCAACGACCAACGCGUAUCACUCACAACGUCUCUCUAAGUGUCGAUAGAUGUAGAGUGGUAUCGUGUGAUUGCUCUUGCCCAUCGAAAUCGGCCUGGUGUCAGCAUGUUGUAGCUCUAUGCUUGUACAGGAUACAUCGACCGGAUCAGGUACAAUUCAGAGUAACUAUAUGGGACUCUGUUAACGAACUUUCGGUUGACAAACUGAAAAAGUUUGCACAGUACCUCGUCAACGAGUUACCAAAAGAGUAUCUUCCAAUUGCGCAGAGGCUAUUAGAUCAGCUGAAAUGUCCUGAGUCUGAGAUAAACCAGUCACAAGGUGCACCGGAUCCAACCGAUGGAGGACAUGAGCAGACCGCAAUAUGGGCGUUAGACGUUGAAGGCCUGCAUACAAGUAUCCGCAGAUUGCUAAUAAAAUACUGUGUACCAGCUCCUACAGUUCACUGCGAUGUCCAGUAUCUCGGCACGGCGCAGCAUCCGAUUGCUGCUGAGUGGCUAACAGUGAUGAAGUCUUUAAGAGCGAGGGAACCUGAAGGAAUCUGGAAUCUCAUGGCCAUAGUUCGCGAGAUGUUUGCUCGCCGCGAUGAAAACGCUGUCUCUUUGUUAAGCAUUCUUACAGUGGAAUGUCUUGCUAACUGCCAGAUUCUCUUAUGGUGGUAUGCGACGAAGCUUGUUCAGAGCGGCAGUUGGUCUCAGCAAACGACAGGCAAAAAUUCCGCUAGCAGCCAGAUUAGUGCACAGUUGAACUGCGCUCAAUUAUGUGAUGAGAUUGUUGUGCUCUGGCGAUGUGCCGUGUUGAAUCCAAUGCUUUCACCUCAAAAUCGGCGACAGCUAGCUGCGUUACUGCGUACGUACCAUCGAACGGCAGUUGAUCGAAUUUGGAAAGUGAUCCGUGGCAAUGGAGGACAAGAUGCAGCAGUAGUUAGUAGCAGCCAUCAGGCGGCUAUUUUGCUGAAUUCAAUCCUGGACGGCAACAACUGCCCCUUGUCAGCGAACAAUGCUCAUUUUGGUUUGGAUCAGUUCCCCGGAUUCCAUCCUGCUUUGCAGGUCUGUCAUGCUUUGAUCGAUGAAACCGUGCCAGGCGUAAGUCAGGUCGCUGUUUUGCAUUUGCCUGAGGCGUGCGGAAGCGAUGCAAAUGUGCCGGUUCAACCUCUGACCCCUAGUUCUUCGCAGAAGAGGAACGAUAAAGGAAAGAAACGGAAGAAAAAAACUAGGAUCCGGUCUACAGCAGCUAUUGCUUCGUUGGACUUUCCACCUCUGCCGAUCUUUAACGAUGAAGCUUCUCUUGAUCGUGCUGUUCGUUAUGCGAUUAGGGCAGCGGUCGGUGGUGACUGUGAUCGCAGGCGGCGAGCUCUUCGUGACGACAGUAUGCGGGAGGAGGAUAGCUCGGAAUCUGGGCAGGAAAGCGAUGUUCAGUUGCCGUCCUCUGCUGGUAUAAUGGGUGAUGGACAAGCUGCUUCUGGAAUCUUUGUUCAUGAAGAAGUCGAUGCAGUAUUGGCCGCCGCAUACCUGCCCAUGGAACCUAUUGAAGUUCGAUUCGCUCGCUGUGAAGCCUUAGCUGCACACGGAUAUAUACCUCAGGCAACUUCCUUGGCCCUUCAGUUAUCUGACUAUCUUAUCGAGCACCUUCAAGAUCUUUCCGAUGCCGAAGAUGCAAGAUCACAACACAUGAAUGUACCCGGAAGCAGCCGAGAAGCAGCCAUAGAACCUGCAGAGUCGUUUGUUCUGCGAAGUCAACGGUUUGUAGAUGCACUAGAAAAGGCCCUUUAUCUAGCACAUAUCCUCACCACAGACGAGUCUAAUCAUGCUGGCAUGUUCACCUUCCUUUUGAAUGUGCUACAGUGCCCAAAAUAUCCAAUGGCAACAAAAUAUCUGCAAGUUAAACUGUAUUAUUUGGAGGGCGAAAUCGUCUCGUUGCUCCAAACAGUCAACGUAGGAGUUCGUGAAUUAGAUCAGCUCAGAGAAGCUGCAGCACAAAUGUCGACUGCGGUAACCUGUCAGAUAGUGCCGCCAAUAGCUUUAGCCCAUUUCAUUUUGGAUCGAUUGAGCUAUUUGUUCAAUGUUUGUGAGCUUGAUCAAAGCGGACAGCCAAAUACUCGAAUUAUUCCCGCACGCCUCGGUGCACGCCGUCCUCAGGAUGAUGAUCUUGCUCUGAAAGCAGCAUUGGAUGCUGUAGGUGCACGUCCUUUAUUCUCUGAGGAGGACUAUCCAUUGUUGAGUGAAGCUGUACGAAGACAGAAAGGCGAGCUGGCAAUCGCGUUACUGACCAGGCAUCGUGAUUCCACCGAGAAAUUGGGCCUUAUUUUGGACAAGCUUCUCGAUCCGUCGAUACAUAGAAUGUACACUUGGCAUCAAUCAAAUGCCGCAUAUUUCCUUGAUCGAGAUCCAGUUUACCUCAAACAUGGGCAACGCGGUCAGCGCCCGGUUUUUCCGUUACCUUCCCAGACACCUCCAAUUCUUAGAUCCGUCUCAACCCAGUCUGCUGACUCGAAGAGCGGAAAUUUUGACGAGGAGGUCGAGCUAAUUUCGGAACAGAUGCAGUUGCUGGGAUCAAGUUCAAGAAGGUCUUCCGAUGAAGGUAAUGAAAGCAUACGAAGCACCCCUACGACUGCAUCUGUUGUAACGGAAACCAGUGAACCAAUAGUAUCAACGAAGCCGACGUCUAAGAAAAUCAAGCGAAGGUAUAUGCCUGUUGUUUGCACGACGGAGGCGCAUGCGCACUAUAUGCAUGAGCUUGCGAAACGGGUGCUGACGGAGGCAGGAGGAAGCCAAAGCUCCGUAGUAUUUGCACCAAUAGGACAAAGCCCGCUAGCAUCGAAUAGAAAACUGCAUAUGUGCGCUUUCCUCAUUGGUAUGUACGCUAUCGGUUUACAUAAUCAAGUAUGUACAAGCUGGAAAUCAAGGACGUACAGCACUCAUGUGUCAUGGAUUAACCUACAGGCAGCCGAGCUAGGACUGAUGGCUAUCGAGGUGGUACGAGAAACGUGGCCGACUCAUUUAACUCCAUCAGAAGCUGCAGGAUUGGCUGACAAGGCAGGUCAGUCACGCGAUCCUGCCGUUGUUGAAGAAGCAGCAAGAUUAGCGCUGUCUGUACUUCCGUACGCUUACACACUAAGUGCUGCAGAGACGCAGCGAGCUCUUUUACAAUGUCGUGAACAAGGAGCCUCCUUAUUGGAAAGUGCUUGUAGAGCUAUUGAAGAGGCUGCAAACCAGGAAGUUGUGUUUGCUGAUGUGCUGUUCCGCGUUGCACGGUACUGGCAUGAUCUUCACUAUGAAUUAGAUCAACCGCCUGUAUCUGUGCAUCAACAGCACCAAAGCCAACCUGGUCAACCUUUGCCAUUUAACUCGAAUCCUCAACAUCAACAAUACUUUAACAUUCCUACUACUCACGCACAACAACAAUUUUACUAUCAACAUAUUCAUCCUUCACAGUCGAUUGCAUUUAUGCACCCUCCGCCGGUACCUGUCAGCCAGCCAAGCAACAGUGGUGGACUUUCUAUGGCGAAUGAGAUGGGUCGAUUACACCAAAGUCAGUCAGCACCACAGCUGUCAGGUCCCAGACUAGGAAAUCAACUCGGGUCGGAAACACGUCCCAGACUCGUGAAUGCGCACCGUGUAGGCAUCCGAGCGCUGACUACCAUGGCGGCAAGCGCGAACGAUGAAACCAGGCAGUACAGCAAAUACUCACAGACUCCUCCUUAUGCUGAAGACAUCCGAUGGUUGUUCACUAUUUCUGUACAGUUGGGUACACCAUAUUUUGUCAACUUUCUCGAUGCUGUUGCUAAGGCUGUUUCUUCUCCUUUCUUGCUUUUCCAGUUUACCAUGGAAGCAAACACUCGUCUUCCUCCGUACCCUCAACAGUACUCAAUGCCUCCCAUGAAUCGUUCAGUGCCUCCGCCACAGCAAAGCCACUCGAGCAAAGCUUUUGCUCAUGUAGCUGGCAGAACUCGUGCGGUCAUGCUGCAAACCUAUGCCCAUCCAUCAACGGCUGAAUUGUACGAACGGUGUAUUGAGCAGUUCUAUGCAGCAGCUGGUGUGAAACUCAGCCAUAAUCGAUUCAAUAGCAGUGAUAUGGAAGAUGCCCAUCAACUACUUGUUGCCGCCAUCGCUGCUUUCAUGCGGAUACCUCAUGCACCAACCGCACACCUAUUGUUGGAAGAUUUCUAUCGACAUGUGAAAAAGCAAAAAGCAUGGAAAAAAGACGUGCAACAUCGUUUGGGAUCUCUACUACAUGAAGCGUUGAAUCCUCAACGGUGA
Molecule: messenger RNA, 5256 nt
Organism: Necator americanus (New World hookworm)
Lineage: Eukaryota; Metazoa; Nematoda; Chromadorea; Rhabditida; Ancylostomatidae
Exons: 44
Coding region: 1-5256 (1751 amino acids)
Cellular component (GO): Cul2-RING ubiquitin ligase complex
Molecular function (GO): zinc ion binding
Source: RefSeq, a predicted model, not a curated record